This is a messenger RNA of Psylliodes chrysocephalus, 996 nucleotides long. Lineage: Eukaryota; Metazoa; Arthropoda; Insecta; Coleoptera; Chrysomelidae. The record is from the annotation of a GenBank genome assembly.
AUGAAUGAAACGGCAAUAAAAAAAUUAUUGGGUGAAGCAACUAAAAAAAUAUUGGAUGAGUUAAAUAACACCAAGAACGAAUUGAAAAGAGUAAUUGAUUCAACAAAACCUAAUUUAUUAUUAAAAAUCGAAGAACAGACUCAAAGAGUGAAGAAACUGGAAGCUAAAAACUUAAGUCUAAAAGACAGAAUUGAAGAAUUAGACAUAAAAAGCAGUGCUAACAACGUAGUUGUUUUUGGCAUAAAGAAGACAAAUCGGGAACUAAAACUAAAUGUCCAAGAACUUUGCCGAGAAGUCAACAAAGUACUGAAGGUACAUAUUAAAGAAAGUGACGUAAAUAAUGUUUACCCUUUAGACAACAACUCUUACAGUUUAGAAGAUCUGAGAGAAGUACCUCUUAUAGAAGCCCAAAAACUAAACAGCGCACCGGCCACUCCCAAUUCAUUGAGGAUGAAUGAAGAGGAACAAAUCACAGCGGCUGAAAUUGAAAUUGAAAAACAAAUUUUUUCUUCGUCAGUACAAGUAAACAGUGAACCUCUUUUCUUGGCCAACAAUUUAGAAGGUGAGUCUUGUAAACCAAUUGAAAAUAAAAGAAAUUGUUAUGAUAAUGAAGAUAACAUUCAUAACGACGGAUUGUUCGCACCGUCUGAAGAUUUUAUGGCAGAUGUCUUCGAUGAAGAACAUGAACCUAUUAUCUCUCAGAUUUCACUAUCAGAACAACUUAUAACGUAUUAUCAUAUUAUACCGCAGUUAAAACCAAUGGUAGCUGCAAUUUACUGUGGAGAGACCAAGCCACCCAUACAAGAAUUUCUGUCACAAUUCGUUGAUGAAUUAAAUUACAUUCCAGAAAAUGAAGUUAAAGUUAAUGAACAAUGUAAAAUAGAAGUGAAAAUUAAAUAUUCGCUUUGUGACACUCCAGCUAGAAAUUUCAUUAAAAUACAAUCACCUACCAAUAAACUGGUGUACCACAAAGCCGGAGGGCUGUCCGUGGUAUAA